Molecule: messenger RNA, 846 nt
Organism: Pestalotiopsis fici W106-1
Lineage: Eukaryota; Fungi; Ascomycota; Sordariomycetes; Amphisphaeriales; Sporocadaceae
Exons: 2
Coding region: 1-846 (281 amino acids)
Molecular function (GO): acetylpyruvate hydrolase activity
Source: RefSeq, a predicted model, not a curated record
AUGGCCAACAAAUUUCAAAGGCUAAUUCGUUUUGAAGAUACAGAGGGCCGCGUGCUUUAUGGGGAAGCGCCAUCUUCAGAGGAAUUGGCCGGUCAAGAGGUUCCAGUUUAUUCCGGUCAUGAUCCUUGGAACUUGGAAGCUACUGAAACAGUCGCCAAAGUAGCAAAAGUAUUGUGUCCUUUAUUACGGGUCCCAAUCAUCUACGGAAUUGGGCUCAACUACAAGACACACAUCCUGGAGGCCGGCUUUCCCACUCCAAAGCACCCUACCGUCUUUACGAAGCCACCAGAUGCACUGAACGGGCCUUUCGAAGACGUCAGAGUGCACCCGGAUUGCACAAACAUGGACUAUGAGGGCGAGCUGGCAGUAAUCAUUGGAGAGGACUGCAAGAACACUACUUCCAGUGAAAAUGCUCUCAAUCAUGUGCUGGGCUACGCCGUUGCAAACGACGUAAGCAGUCGGUAUUGGCAACUCCCGGAAAUCAGCGGCCAACAACAUGGGUACGCCAAAAGCUUUGAUGGGUUCGCUCCUUUAGGACCCGUUAUUGUCUCGCCUACUGUGCUGAGUGACGUGGAUCAUCUUACUCUGGUGACCAAGGUUAACGGCGAAGAGCGGCAGCGGGCACGCUUGGACGUUCUCUUGUUCAGUGUCGGUGAUCUCAUUGUCCACUUGAGUCGCGGAACCACGCUGCGCGCCGGGACUGUUAUACUGACUGGUACCCCAGGUGGAGUUGCAGCUUUCAUGAAGCCACCGGCAUGGUUGAGGGAUGGGCAUACUGUAGAGGUCAGCAUUUCCAACAUUGGAACCAUCAAGAAUCGUAUGAUAUUUGAGGACGCGAGACAAUAG